UGUCGGCCAUGUUUAAAGGUAACAGGCAGGCACAUCGGCAGAUAGCAAGUCGCUGUGAUGGCUGUGGAAAGUCGGCAUCGUCAGCGAAAAAGUCAAGGAAGGACAAGGAAAGCAAUGUACAUGUGACAACAUGGACGAAUAUCUUGUUGCGUUAGACGAUUUAUCUGUCCUUAGCUGCUGAUAACUGUUUCCGUGUCGUGCUUGAUCGUGGCUGAACUCGUGCGGAGGGACCAGCCCAAAAAUCGAUAUGUCCACCGCGUUCUCGGACGAAGGAUCUUUGCCAGACAGCAGUGAUCAAGAUGAUCGGGAGCCCCUCGAUCAACGAGUCCAGUUUGAACUGGAACGCCUGAAUACGGCCACAGAGCUUAUAAAUAAGCUGGAAAUCGAACUUGAUGAAGCAAGGUCAAAUUUUCGCCUGCUUCUGUCGGAGUCAUCACAGAAGAUUAAUCAACUUGCCAAAAAGCUGGGAAGCCAUGUAGAAAAAGCACGGCCUUAUUAUGAGGCUAGGAUGAAAGUGAAAGAGCUGGAAGAUGCAGCGCGCAAAGCCUCUCUGCGGCAUGAACGGGCAUCGUUGGCACAUUGCACUGCCCGACAGAUGGUGGCACUGGCGGAAGAAGGCCUGCGGCGUCAAGGUGCCCAGGGUUCUCUGGACCCUGUCUUUCAAGAAAUGCUCAACCAGGCUACUGUUCGGGUGAACGAGGCCGAGCGUGAGCGGGUGGUGAGCCGGGCCGAGCAGGGGCGACUAUGGCAUGCCUGCAAAGGCCAGCAGCAAACAGUGCUUGAUCUGCACCAGGCUCUCAAAAAGUCAAUCGUCAAGGCCAGUCUGUCAGCACGCAGAAGUUUGCUACAACUUAACAAUUUAGCAAACCAGCAUGAACUUCAGUUGCUGCCAUACUUUGAGAUGAAGGCACAGCUAAAUGAAGCUCUUGAGGAGCAGAAAAAACGAGUUUUCCACAUGGAAGAGGAUGUCAUGCGGGUCAAGUUCUCGUACACCGAGGCUCUGCACAACUUGGAGCAAAUCAGCGACCAGAUGCACCACGACCGCCUGCUGAUGCCAAACAGCAGCAGUAGCGGCAGCAGUCUGCUCAGCAGCGACGACUGCUGCGGCCGUGGUAGCAGUGAUGAUGGCUUUGCCCAUGCCGUGGGUGAUGGGUUCCCGCAGCGUCUAGUGAAAUCCUCUAGCCUUUCUAGCUCAGAGAUGCUGAAAAUAUAUGAGGAUAUCUGCAGUGAAGAGACAUAUCAAAAAUUGCCUGAGCCUCGAAGAACUCAGAGGCAUCCAGCAGGCAUUCGAAGGGCCUUUUCUGAGGGAGGCCAUCAACCUGCGAUGUGCCCAUCACCAUCACCAGCUAGUCAGCACAGAGGACUUGUUUCAUCACUUGUUGACCGGGUGUUUCCGACCAAGCCUUCUCAAACACAAGUCAGAGAGGAGAAGCCUGUGAGGGUUCCACAAUCUGCUGUGCCGACAUUAAAGCAGUUAGUUGCUGCUGUGAUAGACCAGAUGUUCCCGGACACCACCCAGUGCAAUGGCAACGAAGAAAUUAGGCUUGAUCUAACUGCACCUGCUCGAAACAACAAUGGUGCCCCUGGUGUUCCCCUUGCCACACUUGCCACCCUCGAAGACCUUUCACCAGUCAUUGCUUUGGAUAUUGAGGCAUCACUGGCAAAAGCAGCUCGAAGACUCACUCUGGACGGGACUUCCCAAAGGCUGCAGACAGUCGAGGAAGGCUCUGACACUGACAGUCUCCUAAGCACAGGCACCGGUGGCACUCUUGAUGAUCGGCAGAUUGACUGCCUUCUGCUAGACCGCGUGCUCGAACAGGACUACCAGGAGGUGCUGAACUCCUGCAGGGACUCCUCACAUUUGUAGGAAGGGCUUGUCCAAAGACAUGCAAAUGAAUGUUGCUAUUUAUGUGUGUUAAAGCGCGAGGUUAGCUGUGUCAUUGUAUAUGGUGGAUGGAGUGUGGCAUUGGUGCAUGAACGCUGUUAAGUCUGUGCUGCCAUCUUUUGUGCAUUGCAUUUGUAAAUGCUUUUGAAGCUACUGUCAGGCACAUAAAUUCGGCACAAUGUGUAUGUUGCCUACAUGUCUGAGUUAUGCUUUUAGUUCACAGAACAGUGAAGGGGUUGUAGGGAUACUUACUUAAAAGUACCUAGAGAGAAAAGCGGCACUACAGUCCUGCUGCAUGCAAGGGAAUGCUAGCAAAUGGUGGCUUCUGAUUGUUUUUCUCUGAGAGGCAAAAUAAAUUGAACAUUAAACAAGCA
Dermacentor albipictus is the source of this 2259-nucleotide messenger RNA. Its product is annotated as SH3 domain-binding protein 5-like. Gene Ontology annotation, cellular component: cytoplasm. Lineage: Eukaryota; Metazoa; Arthropoda; Arachnida; Ixodida; Ixodidae. Gene Ontology annotation, biological process: intracellular signal transduction; negative regulation of protein tyrosine kinase activity. The record is from RefSeq and is a predicted model, not a curated record. Gene Ontology annotation, molecular function: protein kinase inhibitor activity.